This is a messenger RNA of Pleuronectes platessa (European plaice), 1446 nucleotides long. Its product is annotated as venom plasminogen activator LV-PA. The record is from RefSeq and is a predicted model, not a curated record. Gene Ontology annotation, biological process: proteolysis. The coding region runs from base 346 to 1080 and encodes 244 amino acids. Gene Ontology annotation, molecular function: serine-type endopeptidase activity. NCBI's taxonomy places the organism in Eukaryota, Metazoa, Chordata, Actinopteri, Pleuronectiformes, Pleuronectidae. The transcript has 6 exons.
ACAAUCCCUGUUUGAAGUCAUCAGAGUAAAGCUGUAAUGAGGGAGGUCAUUUUUGUGUUGUCCAUUGAGACACAAACCAAACUGUAAGAACUAACUGUCAACUUGUUUGAGGAACUAACAUUUUUUCAACAUUAUUAACCACUGCUGGCGAUUCAUUGCAAUGGGACAACAACAACUGAUAAAGACAACAAUUAGCAUAGGUGUGCAGAUUACUUUAGCCAAUAGGGAUGCAUGAGUAAAUCUUCACAAUGUGAUUGGUGCCUUAGAGGCCGACGGGACAUCGUGGACAGAUUUAAAAAGACACAACUGUUGCAUCUGGAGGACAGUCACUGAGACGGUGAAGCGAUGGCUCGUCUCACAACUCUUCUCUUUGCCAUGUGGCUUGGUGUGACAGUGAGCACAGUGGUUGAUCUGGAGAAGAGAAUCUUCGGAGGUAAAGAGUGUGGACCAAAGGAGCGUCUGUACCAUGUCAAGGUGUCAAUCACUGGCACCGACCAAAAACGGUACCUUUGUGGCGGCACUCUGAUCAGUGACCAGUGGAUUCUGACUGCAGCUCACUGCUUUAAGCCAGGAGGGAGGUUCACUGCAUAUAUAGGCGUGCAUCCUGCUUUUCCUAAUAAAGUGGCGAUCAAAGACCCAGCUGAGAUCUUCAACGACGGCAAGCAACACGACCUCAUGUUGCUGAAGCUGCCUAAAGCAGUAGGUAACAAACCUGUACAACUUCCCGACUGUCAACAUCCUCCUAAGAUAGGUGCCGUGGUUCAGGUGGCAGGUCAUGGUCGCACAAAGCUUGGCCCAAAUAAUGAAAAACUGCGUAGUUCUUCAGACACUCUGCAAUGUGCUGAUAUGAACAUCGUCGACUGUCAAGUUCAAAGACAUGAGCACUGGAUCUGUUACAGAGCACCUUCGAUGGAUACAGGUCGCGGUGACUCUGGUGGAGGAGUGGUGUACAAGGACAGGAUUUACGGUGUACAUGUAAAGGGUCAUAGUGAAUAUGCCUUUUAUUCAUCAGCUAAAGCAAUGGACCUCUGUUAUAAGCCAUACUUUGACUGGAUCAAGAAUACUAUCAAGCAACCAUGAGCAAAGGCAGCUUCUGGUUAAUGGUGAAAUUCAUAUUCAAAAGAAAUUUCACAUCUUAAUUCACAGUUGAUGACAUUGUUUAUUAAAUCUUUAAUUAUCAUUUGUUAAUUUGUGAAAUAUUUGUUAUGCAAUUGUAUAGGAAAUAAAAUUUGUAAAAAAUUUGUAAAAAUAAACAAUUGUGCAUUUUCCCAAAUGUAAAUUCUAAAGAUGGCUUCUGUUAUCAUACAGUCAUUGUAUCGGAAACAAAACUAUAACGGUAGACAUAAUAAUAGCCUGUUCUUCUUUUACCAAUAUUAAAAAGAAAAUUAUAAAUUGUACUUUCUUUUCCAAAUGUUCGUCAACUGAAAUAAAAUGAGUAUCAAUGCA